Aspergillus ochraceoroseus IBT 24754 is the source of this 5549-nucleotide messenger RNA. RefSeq lists its product as uncharacterized. Lineage: Eukaryota; Fungi; Ascomycota; Eurotiomycetes; Eurotiales; Aspergillaceae. Gene Ontology annotation, molecular function: magnesium ion binding; 3-oxoacyl-[acyl-carrier-protein] synthase activity; 3-oxoacyl-[acyl-carrier-protein] reductase (NADPH) activity. The record is from RefSeq and is a predicted model, not a curated record. Gene Ontology annotation, cellular component: fatty acid synthase complex. The transcript has 5 exons. Gene Ontology annotation, biological process: long-chain fatty acid biosynthetic process. Bases 88 to 5325 code for a protein of 1745 amino acids.
CGCAAAGAGCUGGCCUUGACCGUUUUUAUAGAGUUGCUGUCAUAUCAAUUAGCAUCUCCCGUGCGAUGGAUUGAAACACAAAGCGAGAUGUUUGGGAACGAAUUAUCCAUCCAACGUUUCAUCGAAGUUGGGCCGAGAACAACUCUUGCAACAAUGGCUAAGAAAUCGGCUGCCAUUCGUUACAAACUACAAGCUCCAUCGCAGUGGUCACAUCUGCAGUUUCUCUCGUACAAUGAUGAUUUAUCAACGAUUCUUUAUCAACCGUCUGAGUCAGUUCCCCAAGCUGCUGAGGUAGAUAGCCCUAGUCCAAAAGCUCCGGUGGAACCCCAUCCAAGAAGGCAGCCAAAUCCAGCACAAAAGACUGCUACUGCCCAACAAGUUCCAAACGUCGACAGCUCGUUGCUAGCCCGUCAUAUUGUUUUAGCCAUAGUGGCCCAAAAGCUCCGACGGCCAUUCGACCAGGUUCCAGCCGAGAAAAGCAUUCGGGAUCUUUCAGGAGGAAAGUCAACCCUCCAGAAUGAAUUGACCGGCGAUUUGAUGAGUGAGUUUGGUAGAAUCCCGGAAGGGGUCGAGGACCUACCUUUGUCUGCUUUGGGGGAAGCUCUUCAGAGUGGAUUUGCCGGAAUGCCAGCGAAAUACAUGGCAUCUCUCAUCUCAAGAUUGAUUUCCAGUACAAUGCCGGCUGGCUUCAACCAAAGCGCAAUCCAAGCAUACUUGGGAACUCGCUGGGGUCUAACAAAGCCACACGCUAUCAUUCCCCUAUGUUUCGCUACCACCAUGCCACCUGAAAAUCGACUUCCCGAUGUUCAGCACGCAGAGGACUAUUUGGAUAGUCUGGUCAAUCGAUAUGCUGCCUAUGAAUGUAUUUCCUGGGAGUCGCGCCUCUGUGAGCCUGGAGACAAUGAUGGUCUGCAUACUCCGGUCAUGGUAGAUACCGCUAGUUUAGAUGCCCUGCGUCGGGAUCAAAGCUCUCUAUACCGUGCUCAAUUUAGUGCACUUGCGAAGUACCUCAAAAUUCGCGAACCGGGUUCAGAUGAAGAGCCAUCCGAGUCCCAGGUCAAAGUACACGAGCUGGAGAAGAUGUUGGGCCAAUGGACUGUGGAAUUCGAUGACCAGUUCCUGCAAGGUGUCGGAUCAAUAUUCAGUGCCAUUCAAGCUCGUCAUUACGACUCCUGGUGGAAUUGGUCACGCGAAGAACUGAUUCGGUGGCUUAAUGAGAUAUUUCAUACAGGUGUCCAUCCCGUGUGCACUGAAGACCGCAUGAAGAGCAUCCUGAACAGAUGGGAGUCGACGUGUACGGAUAUCGUCAAUGAAUGGCUAUCCCACCAGCUUCCUCGGCAGCAACGCACGGUUAUUCAUAGCAUCCAAGAAUUACUUGACGAGAUCGCGACCUUUAGCAAUCGGGCCCAAGUUGCAGAUCCCCUCUUUGUGUACACCCUCGCCCCUCUAGGCCCGCGGACAGGUAUCUCAAGCUCCGGGCAGCUGGAAUAUCAAGAGGUCCCCCGAAACAACCGGUACUAUCCUUACGUCGUGCGGCGUGGACUACAUUGUCCGCAAGAUGCUAAAGUCAAGAUUCCUUUUGUUCACAUUAAGACCCGUCAAGAUAAUGAAGACUGGCAGUACGACAUCAAAUAUACCAACGUAUUCCACGCAAUGUUGGAUAUAGGGGCUACAACCGGUCUCACCUAUGCCGGUAAAACGGCUUUAGUUACAGGAGCCGGUCCUGAUUCCAUUGCGUCUCAUAUAGUGCGAGGCCUCCUGAGCGGUGGUGCACGGGUGGUCAUUACUACCAGCCGAGCGAUUUCAGAAAGUGCGGGAUUUUAUCAACAGAUGUAUCGCCAACACGGUGCCAGGGGGUCGUCGUUAACCAUCCUUCCCAUGAACCAGGCAAGUAGGCAGGACUGUGAGUUGCUGGUGCGGCACAUUUAUGGUCCCGGAUCUCCUUGCGGAGGUGACCUGGAUUAUAUCAUCCCAUUUGCUGCAAUUCCUCAAACAGGAGAGCCGGAGGCGUUAGGCGGACGGCAGGAGCUAGCACUCCGAGCCAUGCUGGUGAAUGUUCUACGGCUCAUCGGCUAUGUUCACCGGGAAAAGCAGGCGCUGCGCAUUGAGACGAGGCCAACAAUGGUUGUGCUCCCCAUGUCGUGCAACGAAGGCACAUUUGGAGGCGAUGGAUUAUACGCGGAAUCCAAAAUAGGACUGAGGUCUCUCUUCAAUCGCUUUUGCUCCGAAAGCUGGUCCACGUAUAUGACCGUAUGCGGAGCCGUCAUUGGAUGGACACGCGGAACGGCUAUAAUGCGCUCCUCGAACCUGGUUGCGGAAGAAAUGGAAAAGUUGGGCAUGAUUACCUUCACGCAGGCAGAGAUGGCAUUCAACAUUCUUGCUUUGAUGACGCCUGCGAUGACUGCGCUGGCUGAGGAAGCACCUAUAUAUGCGGACUUGACAGGAGGGGCUGCGUCCAUGUGGAAUAUCAAAAAGCAGAUUUCCGCAGCUCGUAAGAGGGUUUCCCACAAGCUGCAGCUACGAACUCUCAUCGCAGAAGAAGAUGCCCGUCAGCAAAUGGUCAUACGAGGUCCGACAAUCGCAUCAAAGAAUUCCAGUACGCGGGGGAAAGUUCGGCUUGCGAAUCUUAGUCUCAAAUUUCCCAUCUUGUCAGAUAUAGAUGAAUCGCUUCCGAAUAUUCGAGGAAUGGUCGAUCUCUCACGCGUCGUCGUCGUGGUAGGAUAUUCCGAACUAGGUCCCUGGGGCAACGCUCGCACAAGAUGGGAAAUGGAACACCAAGCCAAGUUCAGCCUGGAAGGCUAUAUGGAAAUGGCUUGGAUGAUGGGCUUGAUCAAGCACGUUGAUGGUCAAUUAAACGGACAGCCUUAUGUCGGCUGGGUCGACGUAAAGACAGAAACCCCCGUGAGGGACGACGAAGUGCCCGAAAAGUACCAUAAGCACAUCAUGGCUCACACGGGCCUGCGCUUAAUUGAGCCCAGCAAUGAAGAUAAAUACGAUCCAUCUCGAAAAGAGUUUCUGCACGAGGUAGCCGUGGAGGAAGAUCUACCUCCAUUUGAAGCGUCGAAGGCUUCAGCUGAGGCGUUCAAGCUGCGCCAUGGGGCACAUGUCAGUUUACAAAAGGCCCCUGACUCCGAAAACUACCGCGUUUAUCUAAAAAAGGGCGCUGUUCUCAUGGUUCCUAAAACCGUUCCUUUCCAUCAAAUGGUGGCAGGGAGAAUCCCCCAGGGAUGGGAUGCACUCCGAUAUGGCAUACCUGAGGAUAUAGUCCAACAAGUUGAUAUAACAACCUUGUAUGCUCUGUGCUGUGUAUCGGAGGCAUUUCUAUCUGCCGGGAUUCGGGAUCCUUACGAGAUUUACGAGUACAUCCACGUAUCAGAACUGGCAAACUGUCUCGGUACCGGAGGAGGCCCUCUGAAAGUGAUCCAAAGCAUGUAUCGAGAUCGAUUCCUCGAUCGUCAGGUGAGAGGAGAUAUUAUCUUGGAGCACUUUCUAAACACCAUGGGGGCCUGGGUUAAUAUGCUGCUCUUAUCAGCCACCGGUCCCCUGAAAACCCCAGUAGGGGCUUGUGCAACCGCCCUCGAGUCCCUGGAUAUGGGAUGCGAGGCGAUCAAAGGGGGUAAAUGCAAGAUAGCUGUUGUUGGGGGUUGUGAUGAUUACCGUGAAGAAUUGGCAUAUGAGUUUGCCAAUAUCAAAGCCACGGCCAACAGUGCGGAAGAACUCGCGAAAGGGAGAACGCCAGCUGAAAUCUCUCGUCCUACAGCCAGUUCGCGCAAUGGGUUUGCCGAAUCUGCAGGAUGUGGUGUGCAGAUUUUAACGACAGCUGAACUUGCCAUAGAAAUGGGGUUACCGAUACAUGGAGUGGUUGCCUAUACACAAAUGGCCAGUGAUCAAGUCGGCCGUUCCAUUCCAGCUCCCGGGAAAGGAAUUCUUACAGCAGCUCGAGAGACCAGUGAAGGCAAAAAUUCGCCUUUCCUGAAUCUAGACUUACGGCGAGCACGGUUUGAUGAAGAGAUUCAGAAUAUCACACCAAGAGGUUACACCCAUGGUCUAUCCCAGAAUCUGGGUACCACAAAUGGGACAGCAGACCCACCAACCUCGGAUGAAGACCAUUUGCUCAAGCUGAAAGUCCAUGACGCUCAGCGCCGAUGGGCUAAUGACCUUCACAUCUCCGAUCCGUCCAUAUCUCCAAUCAGAGCUGCCUUGGCCACCUGGGGUCUGACGAUUGAUGAUAUCAAGGCUGUUUCAAUGCAUGGAACUUCUACAAAGGCAAACGAGAUCAACGAAGGGGAAGUCAUCCAUACCCAAAUGGAGCAUCUUGGCCGCCGAAAGGGAAACCCUCUGUUCUCGGUUUGUCAAAAGUCGUUAACAGGUCACCCAAAGGCAGCGGCCGGAGCCUGGCAACUGAAUGGAUGUCUACAGAUGAUGCAGGAAUGCAUUAUUCCAGGAAAUCGGAAUGCCGACAACAUUGAUUCAGACUUGCGACAGUUCGAACACUUGGUCUAUCCUAUGGAAUCAAUCCGUGUUGGGGAAGUCAAAGCCACCAUGCUUACUUCCUUUGGCUUUGGUCAAAAGGGUGCUAUCAAUAUCAUGGUGUCGCCCAAAUAUCUGUUCGCCUCCAUUCCCCUGGCUACUUUUCAGCGGUAUCGGUCCCAAGUCACGAAAAGACAGCGGUCUGUUACUCCGGUAUUUAUCUCCAGGGUGAUGAGGAAUUGUUUGGUUCAAGUGAAAGCGCACGCGCCCUGGAGCAGUCCCGAAGCCAUGCAACAAUUCCUUCUGAAUCCAACGAGUCGAAUUCGCAAGGGGAAGAUUUCUUGCAGUAAUCCGGCCCCCAAAACCGGCUAUUUCCUCUCUGAGUCAGAAAAGACGCUCCUGGAGAAGGCAUCGUAUGACUCUCCGUCCAUGUCAAGCGCUGUUCAGGCUAUGCUAGAGACUCUGACGUAUCAGCCGUGUGCGCCAACAUCCACUCUCGGUGUGGACAUAGAGGACAUUGCCAACAUCAACAUGGACAAUGCGACCUUCAUCAACCGCAAUUUUACCGCUGCGGAACGCAAGUACUGCUUCAAGGCACCCAAUCCUCGCGCCUCCUUUGCCGGCCGGUGGAGCGCCAAAGAAGCCGUCUUCAAAAGUCUCCAAACGCCAUCCGUGGGUAGUGGAGCUGCAAUGGGUGAGAUUGAAAUAAUCAAUGUCAACGGAAUCCCGCGAGCUCUGCUUCACGGUCAUGCGCAGGAAAUUGCGGCUUCUCAAGGUAUCCGGCGGAUUGAAAUUACAAUCAGCCACUGCGAUGAAACAGCGAUCGCCAUGGCUCUAGCUAUUAGAAGACGAUAAAGCACGGAACUGAAACAUCAUCUUUGAUUUCCAAAUUGGCACCGUCGUUGGAUAACUGGGAUUAGGUCUCAUCCUACUCACCAGAUAGAAUCUAGAUCUAUCGGAGCUAGAGAAGACAGCCCAAACACAAGAAUCUGCAGUACAAGCAUAACCCCAUUUCCGGUCUCGGUCAUUUCACGUAGAUAGUCAAAUCCCCAAAAUACUCGUCCAAGUCGCACAGUGAC